This is a messenger RNA of Larimichthys crocea (large yellow croaker), 2859 nucleotides long. Its product is annotated as dual specificity protein phosphatase 3. The record is from RefSeq and is a predicted model, not a curated record. Gene Ontology annotation, molecular function: protein tyrosine/serine/threonine phosphatase activity; MAP kinase phosphatase activity. Gene Ontology annotation, biological process: protein dephosphorylation; negative regulation of MAPK cascade. The transcript has 3 exons. The coding region runs from base 177 to 794 and encodes 205 amino acids. NCBI's taxonomy places the organism in Eukaryota, Metazoa, Chordata, Actinopteri, Sciaenidae. Gene Ontology annotation, cellular component: cytoplasm.
ACAGCCCGGUCCGCCCCUGCCUCUGAGCAGCUGCUCCUGGUGUCGACACGCGCUGAAGACGACCGGAGAGCGGCGGCAGCUCAGCGGUAAACCGACACCUGUCCGCCACAUUCACCGCCCUCCUCCCCUCGGUGUGCGCCUGCUGGAGGUGUUUACCUUCUCCGGGCUGUUCGGGCAUGAAGAACAAACACGGCCAACAGGUCAAGGCAGCGACUCCGAACCGACUCGACAUGUCGAGCUUCGACGUGACUCUCCAGCAACUCAACGACCUGCUGACGGACGAGAGCGGCUUCUACAGCUGGCCCACCAAACACUUCCACGAGGUUUACCCGAGGAUCUACGUGGGCAACGCGUUUGUGGCGAUGAACGUGAUGCGUCUCAAGCGUCAGGGCAUCACGCACAUCCUGAACGCUGCGGAGGGGAACUCCUUCAUGCAUGUCAACACCAACGCCGAGUUCUACACCGGCACAGGCAUCGUCUACCACGGCAUACCCGCCAGUGACACGGACCACUUCGACCUCAGCGUUUACUUUGAAGAGGCGGCAGACUUCGUAGAGAAGGCGCUGGCAUACAAAAAUGGAAAAGGCAAAGUGUACGUUCAUUGCAGGGAAGGCUACAGCCGCUCACCUACCUUAGUCAUAGCCUACCUGAUGCUUCGCCAAAACAUGGACGUCCACACCGCUCUGGCCAUGGUGCGCCAGAAAAGAGAGAUCGGACCCAACGAUGGCUUCCUCCGGCAGCUCUGUCGGCUAAACCAAAGGCUGGAGGCCGAGGGAAAGUUCUGGAACAAAUGAGACAGAUGUCGUAAUUGCACAUCACUUUCUUUCACUUAUUCUACAGCUUUAACAGGCCGCAGAUCUGUGAGAUGUUCUGGAUGUGAGGAAUGUGGAAAAUGAAGGACAUAUACAUAACCUAAGGCUGACAGCGCGAGUGUAUGUACAGUACAAAUAUAUAUCUGACACAAACCUUUGACACAUACAGUAUUUGAAUUGUGUUGAAACAAACACUGGCCAUGGCAUGUGCUGGUCAUACAAUGUAGUGUAAAUCCAGGUGCACUGUAUUCACUAAACUUUUAUUCUGAAUAUUAGAUUUAGCUUGAUUCAGGUGACAUUCAGUAAACAAUAAGCAUACCUUACAUGUCCUGUAUACAGUAGUUUGGCGUCUUCCUGCUGCUCAAUAUUCCAGAUAACAAUGUGAAACUAUAAAGGGAAUGUUAUAAUGCAUUUAAAUAUGUGGGAAUGUGUUCUAAAUGAUGUGGUACUUGUCUCCGUCUCUCUUCCUUCUGUCCUGGCAUUGUGUGCUUUAUUUUGGCUGCCCGCCUGCAAACACUGCCAAAUUUCUUGGUCCCAGCUGCUCAAGUUGACACUGUGACUUUUUCAUAUUGAAUCAGAUUUUAGAAUCAGAUCGUCUAGAAGCCUGCCUCAGAAACAUGCCUCAGUCCAAACUUUGUCUUUGUUGCUAUGGUGCUUUAUAGGAAUUGACUGUAUUUCAUACUGCAAAAUAUUACAGGAUUUCAAUAGAAAAAUUAAGCUGGUCACAAAGAUAUAUUGUUCGGCUAUCUUUGCCAAGCAUCAUGUAAAUAUAAAGCUACCACCAGCAGCCAGUUAGCUUAGCUUAGCAUACAGUCUGGAAGCUGGGAAGUGAGUGGUAUCAAUUUCUUCAUCUAAAGAACAAAUGCAUUUGUAAAUAUGUCAAACUAUUUCUUGUCAGCUAUGGGUUAUGAUGUGUCUCACGUUUUUAAAUCAAACAACUCUUGACAAUCCAUUUCCUGUCAGUUUUCUGACAUGUUCAUGUCAAACGGUCCAGUGAGUGAAACUAAGCCACUAAAGUCUCUGAUUGUAAUUUCAACACUGCCAGAAUGUGACGGAUGUUUCUCAGUAACUUAAAUAUUAUUGGAGGUAAUAUUGUUGGAGAACUUCUCAGUCAAUACCUUUUGCACAUGAGUGUGUUUACAUUUGUGAGUAAAUGUAGUUUUAUAUUGUACAGCAGCAUGCUUUGUAAUAUACACAAGAGCCAAAGUGUUGCUUAUAUUCCUUUGUUAGCAGAGCUGUGUGUCUGUUUAUAUUUAUGGAGUCAUGGUGCAUUAUUGAGUGUGCAUUAUUGGUCACAAUGUGCAUUAUUACAUUACUUGUAACUUGUAAAUCAUCGUGUGCAUUACUGAGUAGGAUGGGAUGUGUUUGUUCAUGUCAGUAAGCUUUCAUUGAGUAUCACAGUUUAUGACACGGCUUUAUAUGAAGUGCACUUUAUCUGAUGACACUUGUGAUUGUUGUUGCUCUCUUUUCAUACAUUCAGUAAUAAACAGAAAAUGACACUUUAAAUGUUUCUAAUAAUGAACUGUUGCUCCGACAUUCAACACAUACUGAACACUAGAAAAACUAAGUGGAUGACUGAGUCUUAUCUGUGUUAUAUGAUUAUACUAAACAGUAGUUUACUUCUAUAGUUUUAAAGACGGUAUAUCAAAGUUGGGGAGAAUGUUAAUAUUUGUAUUUUACAACAAAAUUCAUUGACAAAUACCUUUGAAAAAAGUUAAGGUUAAAGUUAAGAGAAUAUGAGCAGAAAUGAUUAUUAAAUGAUUAUUAAAACAAAAUGUCUUCUUCUGCUGCACCACAUCAAUCAUUUGUUUGUAAUUACUAAAGAUUUAUAAUAUAACUAAAGAAUAAUUUAACCACACCAUAUCUUCAGUAAAGCCAGGAUACACCAUAUCAUCAUAUAUGUUGUAGUUGCUACUAUAUUUUGGACUUUUAUCCAAAAUAUAGUAGCAACUGUAGUUGUAGUAGUGCUGGUUAGUAAUGACUUUGUCCUGUAGAGGGAGCAGUAGGACUACUUUUGUUGUAGCAGUGAUCAGCAGGAUCACUCCAA